AAGCCAGAGAACGUAGAUUUAUAUACGUUCUCUGAAGCUGCCCACAGAAAUCGUAAGUUUUCCUUCCACUGCUGGUUGCAGUAAAAUAAAAUCUCUUUGUUUUCAUAAAAAUUAUUUUAAACAAUUAUGAAUACAUCACCAUCGAAUCAAUAAAAAAAUGUCAAUGUUUAUGUGAAGUGUAAUUUAUGUGGUUGAACUAAAAAAAACAGCGAAUCAAUGCUGCUGCGUCAAGCUUCAAUUAUGAAAGUAUAGCCAAAAAUUUAACACCGCAAAUAAAGAGAAUGUAUCAAUUUUGAAGGCCACAAGUAUAUAAAAGAUGAAAAUGGAUGCGCUUUGCAAUGAGAUUGGCAUAAACAUACAGCAUUUGUGUGAAACAGCAGUGACUGGGCGUUAUCAGUUGAUUUGCGAUAAACAAUGGCUGCAGACAUUAGAACAACGUCGUAAGAUAGCGCCAUUUAAUAUAUGGCCAAAAUUAGAUAGGCGUGCACAUCCGAAUGAUCCUUUAGAUCAUCCAUGGACGCGAAUUUUAUUACAAUCUUAUCCGAAGAAACCUAAUGUUAAAGUUUUUCCACUGCAAUGGCAAACUAGCGAUAGGGUUGUGGAUGUUGUCGGCAAUAGUGAAAGCGAUAAUCCGCUCACUUACUCACAGGCAUUAGCCUAUGUGACUAGCACAAAUUUUAAGAACUUGUGGGAAGCUGCAUACAAACGUUAUCCUGGUGCUAACGUCAAGUCUGCUAAAUCUACAAACACAGGCAGAGUAGUAAGUCCGUCUACGGCAUUCAGUUUAACACCUUACGACGUAGUAUUAAGGGAACUGAUACAACGUGUCUACAAUUGUCCGGUUAUACAUUGUCAGUUGGACAGGUUGGUUGAUGAGAAAACCGGAAAGAAUGGUAGCUACAUGUUUUCUGAAGAUUUAUCAGGUCCUGAAUGUCAUGCAAAUAUAAUGCCCGCAAUUGUUGCAGUGGAAACUUCGACUCACUUCUGCGUACUAUUUUAUCCACCAGCUAUUGUAACAAGCCUUUACGAUUGCAUUACUUACUCUCCAUCAAUAUUGGGUAAAUCAUAUAACAAGGCACUCUUUAUCAUCUAUCAAAUUCUACAGCUUUCGAAGGCUUUGCAAGCGUCUGGUCUAUUCUUGGGUGAUAUUGGUUUGCAUGACAUAAUGGUACGUGAAAAUCUCUGGAUACAAGUAGUACCACGCUUAGAGUCGUGCAUACUGCGACCGAACAUUGUACAGCACGUCGCCACAUCACCCAGUGAAACGGCACAUGGUGUUGAGGGCGAACCUUCUGUAGCUUUGGAAGAAAAUGAAAAUGAAAGCUUUGUGUGCGGUGGAAAUGAUGAUGAUGGUGAUGAUGAUACCGUAGAUAAUUCCAGUAAUACUAAAUUUGAUCUACAAUUCGCUUACGACUUAGAUCAAUUUACGCUGCGUGAAUAUUGCGAAAUGUGGUGCAAUGGUCAACUCUCAAAUUAUGACUACCUGACGAUAUUGAAUAACGCUGCUGGUCGUAGUCUUAAUAAUCCGGCCUACCAUCACAUAAUGCCAUGGGUAACUGAUUUUACCGCACGUAAUGGUUUGAAUUGGCGUGAUUUAACUAAAAGUAAAUAUCGCCUCAACAAAGGUGAUGUACAUCUGGAUUUAAUGUUUUCACAUGCUACACAACCGGGAGGAAAUGGUAUUGGGAGUACUGCCAGUGUAGGACUAAGCGCUCAGGCACCACAUCAUGUAUCGGACUUUCUCUCGGAAAUCACGUAUUUUGUUUAUAUGGCACGUCGUACACCGCAAGAACUGCUUUGUCAGCAUGUGCGUCCGAUUUGGGUGCCUGCGGAAUAUCCUGUAUCUAUACAACGUUUACAGCAAUGGACACCGGAUGAAUGCAUACCGGAAUUCUACUCGGAUCCGAUGAUAUUCAAGAGCAUACAUGAAGAUUUACCCGACUUGGAAUUGCCUGCGUGGGCUUCAUGUCCGGAAGAUUUCAUUGCAAAGCAUAGAGAGGCCCUUGAAUCACAAUAUGUCAGUGAAAGACUACAAUACUGGAUUGAUCUUAACUUUGGCUAUAAAUUAUCCGGCAAAGCAGCUGUCAAGUCCAAGAAUGUCUGCUUGAGUUUGGUGGAUCAACAUAAGGAACUCUGCCAGCGCGGUAUUGUCCAGCUCUUUACCACACCACAUCCUGCCAAACGUUUUCCAUCACCUUGGUUUAAUAAGACGCCACCACGUCUCAACCAAUUACAUGCUGCACCACGUUCACCACUCUCCGCCAACUCUACGCUACGUGCUAACGAUUCUAGACGUCUUGCCAAGAGCACCGAGAAUCUCAACACCAGUGAAGCCACAAAUGUUUCGCCAACAGAACUCACUGCUGCAACCACUUCCAUGCGUCGCAAUGGUGGCUCAUCAUCAUCACCGCGCAUGUCCUUACGCGCAAAUAAUGCUACUGGAGAAAUGACAUCUAGUUCAAACUUUUAUCCCAGCACCAACUUUAUUGAUUUGCCAAAGGAUUACAAUGCAUGUGCAUUACUGCAAUCUCUCGAGGCCAUGGAAACAUUUUUCGCACGCACAUUUCCAAAACAAAAGCCAGCCACCAACACUUUGGAAAAAAUCAUAAAUAGUGAUCUGCUAUUUGAUGCACAUUCCUCAGAGAACUCGUUUACGAAUCGUCUCUUUCUGGAUGAUAGUCCCAAUCUCGCAGCACAACUACACAAUAAGCAAAAGCCGAAAAGUCUUCUAGCGCCAAGCCCAAAUUAUCUUAAGAAACGUUCAAUUAAGCAAAUUUACACGGAACAUCGUGAACAUGAAUUGCAAGUGCUUGGUUGUCUGAUUGUGGAGCUUUUCGCUAUGCAGCGCCUGCGCGCAAUGUUCAUGAACGGCGCGAAUGCAUGCAUGGAAGAACGUCUGCAAGCUUGUCGCACUGUCUUUAGUAUUUAUUGGCAGGAUAUACCAAAGUGCUUGCGCUAUAUAGUCGGCUUACUAUUGCAGCCACACAGCACCGAUGUCGUUACCGAGAAGGGUUUGCCACCCCCAACAGCAAGUCAAUUACUCGAACCUAUUUUCGCUAACCAAUUGAUACCCUUCCCCUCCACUUUCUAUCCAACCUAUGCGCUCAUACGUUCCCUGCACCAAUUCGACUUUAUUGCCUCACUAUUGGAACUUUGCACGCAUUUCAAUUGCAAUGGUCGUGAGUGUGCCAAAUAUACCGAUAUGGAUCGUCAUCGUGUGCUCUUCGAACGUAAAAUAGCAGAAUGCAAGGUAAUGUCAUGUUGCGCUUUCAUCGGCCGUUUGUUGGAACCCAUUGCUUAUGAGCAAUUUUCACCCGUCGAAUUGUUGCUGCCGCACAUUAUUGAUCUGCUGUUGGAUGAGCAGACAUCGAUAUUAACCGCAUGGAAUCUCUUUGAUUCUUUCGCUCAAGCGCUCGGCAUUGUCAAUACACAAAAGUACCUGUUAUUGCCCAUCAUGAAGUUGUACGAUGUCGAGAGUUUUGAUCGCGGCAUGAUUUCGGUGCGUACACGAAGUGCGGACGCGAAUGGCGCAGCGGGUGGGCAAGUGCGCUUUUCCACCAGCAGUUCCUUUAAGUCUCGAAAAUCAGUUAAGCUUUAUCAUCACAGCUUCCUACUGCAUUUGAUUGUACGCUUCGGUUUGAAAUGCUUUCUGCACAAUUUUAUCGCACCGCUCAUUGAAGCUGUUGGUGGCUAUAAAGAGCCAGAAGAUGGCAAUGGAUUCCAUUAUCAUAGCUCAACGAAUGGUGGUGGCGGUGGUAGCCGACGAACGAGUCGGAAUCUAAAUUACGCCUCCACCACUGAGGAUGAUAUUUCAAUGACGCUGAUGUCUACAGAGGGACCGGAGCAAGAUGACGCAACGCUGCAUCUUAAAAUACCAGCCACAAGCUCAACGAAACAGGAAGUCGAAGACGUAUUCAGCUUUGAUGAUGACGCCAACUCGGAUCAUAUCUCAAACUCAGGUACCAGUGAAAAUAAAUCAUUAGACUCCUUUGACAUGCGUCCUGCACCGGCCGAAGAAGCCAAAGAGGACUUCAACCAAGGUGACACGGCAUCUGGGAAACUGGCAAUUUCAGAGAUAUUCUAUGGUUCGAAAAUCUCCAACACGUCACUGGAAGAUGCCGACAAAGUUUCCUUAAACAGUCAGGGAUUGAACGACUCGCCCACCGCACAAAUUGGUCCAAAAUCACCAACAAUUGAAAUACCUGCCAGCGCCAUUAGGCGCAGCUAUCAAUUAAAUACCAUCGACUGUGAUAUUGGUUCACGCAAAAGUAUUGAUUCAUUCGAAAUUAUCACGCAAGCUGUGGAAGAGGAGCAAAAACAAUUGAAAAAACAACAAAUUGCAACCGAUAAAAUGAAACAGGGGGUAGAAAAUCAAAAUGCUGCUAAGGAAGAAGAGGCGGAGGAGGAUAGCGAAGCGCAGUCGCAAGUUGCCUUAGACUCGCUGCAAGCUUCCGUUAUUUCGAAAAUGUCCGAAGCAAAAGCAGCACAAAACAAUCGCAUCUCAGAGAUGAGUGCUGGCAGCCUGAUGUGGUUGGCACACCGUUUGGGUCCGUCUCUUACCUCACGUCAUAUAACACGUAAUUUGCUUAAAAUGCUGUCUUUGUGUUAUGUGGGACAAGAGAAUCUACUGCCCGAAACCAACGAACUGACUGAAUUGGGUAAUCUGAAUUAUUUUUCAAUUGCCGAUGCGCAUGUUGUGGGUGAUCGAAGUGCAGCCCGCGUUCUGGAGUGCCUAAUGUCUAUAGCGGCAUUGUUCGGCGAGGAGGUCAUACUCGUACAAUAUUUUCCACAUAUAAGUGAAUUGAUUGCUUUGGGCUCGAAACGCAUAACAGCUAGUCUGGAAGGCGCUAUUAUAAGCACGCUACAAUUGCUUAAAUACUUGGUGCCAUGUCUGUUGGAUGCCACAUUAAUGGAAAACUUAAAGGAAACUAUACUCAAAAAUAUACUACUGCCAAUAGUACGCAUACUUGGCUCGACACGUCUCCUCAUGCCCAGUGGCUACUUGGGUCGCUCAGUGUUGGCACGCAAAUGGUUGGAUGCAGUUUAUACGCUCUGUGUACGUAUCGGUCCUGAUAUGUCUAAAGAGCAUUUAUGCAUACCAACGCUACGUCCAUUUUUCCUCAUCUUCGAUAAGGCUUUCAGCAUAAGAGAACAAUUCGAGAAUCCCGCAAAUAGUCAACUUUCCAUAUCGCCACCAAUAAGCUAUGCAGAAAAUGACGAUCCCGCAGUCAACUGUAGACGUGAACGUGAAGAGAUACGCGAUGUAUUUAGUCCAGCUCUUGCACAUAUUUCAUACUUAUCCUUCUUACGUUUCCUGGGCGAGGCAAUUAUGCAACGCACUAUCUGUAAUUUGGAAUUUAUCCUUACACUCUGUCAUGAAUUUGAGCAGCCCGAUUAUAAAUCACUACAUAUAGUAGCUGGCAAGUCGAGCACUGAUGCGGUUGACAGUCCAUCGAAGAGUAGAGAAAAUUUAGCCGAACCCGAGUUAUCGGUCGCAAAUAGUUUUGGCACAAAUAUUGUUGGUAAUCGCAUUGAGGUGGUCAGCGCUGGCGCUGGUAAUCAGUCGCAGCAAGAAGUUGGUCCCAUGGAGGUUUUAGAUAUGGUGGCCUAUAAAUUUGAUCAAAUACCAACUGUACGUCAUUUGAAGGGGAAUUGGCUGGCUUAUUGGCGGCACGAAAUCACUCGCUCCGAUAAGGAUACCAUGUUGAAUUUGAAACAAAUCAAAUUACAAUCGUUUGUGGGUCACACAAAUUCGGUGCGUUCGAUUUUGGCAUUAGACAAUGAAAACAGUUUCAUAUCGGCCUCCAAGGAUAAAACCGUUAAACUUUGGUCACUGCGCAGCGAAGGCGACGGACGCAAAACAACCUCCUGUCAAUUUACCUACACAAAACACAAAAAAUCCAUACACUCACUCGCGUUCCUCGAGGCCACACGUUAUGUGGUAUCAUGCGAUUCGGGUGUGCACGUUUGGGAUCCAUUCAUCGGACGACCGGUAAUUGAGCUGGAUGCGCCCAAACACAAUCCCAUAACCGUAGUGAAAGCGCUACCCUCACCAAGUCCACUCAUCCUGGCGGGCACAGCAGAGUCCUCGGUGAAAAUAAUCGAUACACGUUGCAUGCAAUAUGUGAAUGAGUGGCGUGUGAGUAAUGCUGCGACACAAAGUAAUGCCACAGUGCGUUGUCUCACGGUCGCACCAUCGGGUAAUUGGCUCGCCGUGGGUCUCUCCUCGGGUAGUAUUGUUAUGCUGGAUACACGUACGGGUUGCAUUUUGAAUGCUUGGCGGCCGAUGGAGUGUGAUUUGUUGCAAUUAGCUGCGCCUAAUGAUCAGCAACUGAUCAGUUCAGCGUUGGAUCACAGUUUGGCGGUAUGGCAUGCAGCGGAUGGCAUAUUACAUUAUCAGUUGAAACCACCCGCGGAGCCUGCGCACUUUCUUCAAACCAUCGACACAGAGCUAAUUUACGCGACCACCGGUAAUCGUGUCGGCAUCUAUGCGGACAUCAGCAGUUCACAUGCCACACACACAGUGACGAAAUUGCGCCCAGAAACAUUCCUUGGUGUGCUCACCUCAUUGGCCGUUCUGCCAUUGAAUCGUACAUUUUUAGCCGGCAAUGAAAGUGGAAAUAUUUCGCUUUUAUGUUAAUUCAUUUAGUUCUUCUGCUUUUGCACUCAAAAGCAUUAAGGAAAAAAGUUUUCAAUGCGUGGCAUUGGCUGAAGUUUGCAGGUGAAAAACAAGCAAAAAAAAA
Ceratitis capitata (Mediterranean fruit fly) is the source of this 6743-nucleotide messenger RNA. RefSeq names its product WD repeat-containing protein 81 (gene Wdr81). The transcript has 8 exons. Gene Ontology annotation, cellular component: mitochondrion. The record is from RefSeq and is a predicted model, not a curated record. The coding region runs from base 317 to 6640 and encodes 2107 amino acids. Gene Ontology annotation, molecular function: phosphatidylinositol 3-kinase regulator activity; protein binding. Gene Ontology annotation, biological process: aggrephagy. NCBI's taxonomy places the organism in Eukaryota, Metazoa, Arthropoda, Insecta, Diptera, Tephritidae.